Molecule: messenger RNA, 450 nt
Organism: Colletotrichum acutatum
Lineage: Eukaryota; Fungi; Ascomycota; Sordariomycetes; Glomerellales; Glomerellaceae
Exons: 1
Coding region: 56-370 (104 amino acids)
Biological process (GO): regulation of DNA-templated transcription
Molecular function (GO): zinc ion binding; DNA-binding transcription factor activity, RNA polymerase II-specific
Source: RefSeq, a predicted model, not a curated record
AUCCCGGCAGGAUGGGUGCGGCACCACCAUCCCUAUCGGUCCGAAUUCCACCAGCAUGCGCCGUCGCUCAAGCACUCAGGCUGCGUCCGUCAGCGUCUCGCCAACUGCGAUUCGAAGGGCUGCUAGCAAAACGCCGGAUGAGAUUACGGGCUUAUCGUCGACGGCAGCGGUGAGAUCGAGCAUCGCCAGCAGAGCGUGCGACGCUUGUCGUGCCCGGAGGAGAAAAUGCCACUUUGACGGGUCUUCGCCCCAUGCUGAGGGCCCGUCUCCGACGCAGUGUCGUGAUUGCUGCAGACUCGGCAUACCAUGCAGCUUCCUGGUGCCCACGCGGCCGCGGGGACCUAAACGAAGGUAUGAAGAUCCGGGGUAGCAUGGGUUUCGUUCUGUCUAUCUUUUCCGCCCAGAGUCACUCACUUACUGGCUGGGCAGGAAACGUCUCCCAUCAAUGUC